Messenger RNA from Dendrobium catenatum, 1135 nucleotides. Its product is annotated as protein IQ-DOMAIN 1. Gene Ontology annotation, molecular function: protein binding. The record is from RefSeq and is a predicted model, not a curated record. NCBI's taxonomy places the organism in Eukaryota, Viridiplantae, Streptophyta, Magnoliopsida, Asparagales, Orchidaceae.
GCCUUCCGAACCACAAAUCCUUCUGUCAAGAUCAUGUCUACUUUGCUUAAUUGCUUUUCUUUACAUUCACCGUAAGGAGUUAGUGCAGUCCCGUGACCGUUGAUUAAUACCGACCGGCGCCGAAGUUAUUACUCCACCCACACCUCACUCCUUUUUUCUCCCCCAUCACCACUACAGUUUUCACUGAAGCUCUUUCCCCUCUCCUCUUGCUCCAGUCCAGUCAUGGGAAGAAGAAGAACAAGUUGGCUCUCCUCUGUCAAGAAAGUCUUUAAGCCGAGCUCCAGAGAACACGACAAGGAGAGGGAGCAACACCCGGCUGAGGUUAAGGAGGAGGGCGCCUCGGCGCAGGAGACGCCGGAGAUUGUUUCAGUUGACCAAUUUCCGGUGGAAACGUCGCCCGAGGGGGCGACCAACUACGGAGGCAGAGGGAGCGCGGCGUCUCGGGGUGAAGAUGAGGAGGACAGGGACCACGCAAUCGCGGUGGCGUUAGCAGCCGCAGUGGCAGCCGGAGAAGCCGCAAUGGGGUUGGAAUUGGAUGGAGCGCUGGAUGGCAACCCAGCAAUGGCAGCAGCAGCAGCACCAGCAUAUGCGCCCAACUGAUCCCGAGGCAUCCAUCGCCACCGCAACAAGCACCGAAGAUCUCUCCGAGAAGAUGGUCGAGAUGGACACUGCUCGAAGCCAUCCAAAAGAAGAGAUCAACGCAAGGGCUGCUCGCCCUCCCAGCUACAUGGCAGCCACGCAGUCGGCCAGAGCCAAGGCCCGGACGCAGGCGGGGAGGCUACAGCGGAGGGAGCCGGCGAUGGGCGGAGGAGCAGUGGAGGGCGGUGGGAUUCGGGUGCAGGGAGGGCGCAACGGAGGGUAUAGUCCGGAGUGGAGCGUGGGAAGCGGAGAGCGGACGCCGCCGCCGUUGGGAGGGCGGGGAAGAAAGGUUGUGUACGGGUGAUGUGCGGCGUCGGUGGAACGGAGAGAUGGAAAUGUAGCUAUGUCUGUUGAUUAUUUCUGUUUUAUUGAUUGUAAUGAGGACACGAAAUUGGGGGUUUGUAUUUUGUUUAUUUUAGGGUUGUGUAGUAUGCAUAACUUAGAUAAUUAUUUAUGGAAAAUAAUUUGGUGUUUAAGCUUAGGUGGAAUUUAGUUA